CAUCUUUUGUCCUCUUGCGUUGUUUCUUUUUAGGAGCCGUCUUAUUUUUGUGUCCGCUUCUCUCUGAGGAGCCACCAGCUGGACGGGGUUUUAGCGGUUGGCAGGAUCCAUGACCUAGUUAAAUAUGGACUGUGAACAGGAAACAGAAGAGGAAUGAAUGACCAAUGGGAGCUCUACUUACUUUCUGCCCAGGCUUUUCCUUUUCAAUGGUGUAAUGAGAGCUCUGGUCAUGGACAGAUGAUGGACGUGGAGACGUCGUACUCGGACUUCAUCAACUGUGAUCGCACAGGCCGCAGGAACGCCGUGCCCGACCUCGCAGGCAAAGGGGAAGGGGAAGGGGCGGCCAGCACCAGUGAGCUCGCCAAAGACCUGGCAGAGAUGGACCUGAAGGCUGCGGAAGGAGACCCGGGGGCCUCCCCAGCCCCUAAGGUCGAGGGCUCCACCAGCCAAGAAGCCCAGGGAGGUGGAGGUCCAUCCUAAACGAAGCCGAGGAGUGAAGAGUGGAGAGGAAGCUAGUGAACGUGGAGAGACAUGGAGGAAGGAUAGCGAGUGCACAUUGGUCGUCCCGGGCCUGGACGCAAGGACGCGGCCUGUCUGGAGCAUCGGGCGCCCCAAAUGUUGGCCGUUUCAUUGGCUCAGAUUGUAACGCGGGGAGCGGAGCGGUUUAUUGAGAUGUCGCUCCACGCUCUGUUAAGUCAUUUAUGUUACCGACCGGACAAGGAAACGCCGAAACCCCGGGAGCCGCGUCUGUGGAGAGGAACCGAGCUGAAAAGAAAUGAAUUUACGACACACUCGCAAACAUUGUUUCCGGGCCUCGUGUGGGACGGCGUCACGGAGGGCGUAUUCAUAAUCAUGCGUUUGUCUUUUUCUUUCUACGUACGCGCGCGUUUGUGACGCUAUUGUCCUCGUCAUUUUUUUUUUUUUAGUAACAAGACAUAGUCGCCAUUAUGCUGUCGUGUACAGACUUCAUAUUUAUUGCUUGAUGUUCAGUGAUAACUUUGUGAUAGCCAAUUUCUUUGUGUAAUAAAAUACUUAUGAAUUACUGUCAAA
This is a messenger RNA of Pungitius pungitius (ninespine stickleback), 1050 nucleotides long. RefSeq names its product protein kinase (cAMP-dependent, catalytic) inhibitor gamma (gene pkig). Gene Ontology annotation, cellular component: cytoplasm; nucleus. Lineage: Eukaryota; Metazoa; Chordata; Actinopteri; Perciformes; Gasterosteidae. Gene Ontology annotation, biological process: negative regulation of cAMP-dependent protein kinase activity. Gene Ontology annotation, molecular function: cAMP-dependent protein kinase inhibitor activity. The record is from RefSeq and is a predicted model, not a curated record. Bases 154 to 480 code for a protein of 108 amino acids. The transcript has 3 exons.